AUGGGGCAGGGGGGCUGGAAGGGGUUCUGCCUCCCGCUGUUUGACUACAAGACGGAAAAGUAUGUCAUCGCCAAGAACAAGAAGGUGGGCCUGCUCUAUCGACUGCUGCAGCUCUCCAUCCUGCUGUACCUAGUGGUGUGGGUGUUUGUGGUGAAGAAGGGUUACCAAGACACAGACACUUCCCUUCAGAGUUCUGUCAUCACCAAAGUCAAGGGCGUGGCCUUCACCAACACCUCGGAACUCGGGGAACGACUCUGGGACGUGGCCGAUUAUGUCAUCCCUCCCCAGGGAGAGAAUGUCUUCUUCGUGGUGACCAACCUGAUCGUGACCCCCAACCAGCGGCAGGACAUCUGUGCUGAGCGUGAAGACAUUCCCGAUGCCAAGUGCUCCAAUGACAGCGACUGUCACCCUGGGGAGGCUGUUGUGGUUGGAAAUGGAGUGAAGACUGGCCGCUGCCUGCGGGUAGGAAGCUCACAGAAGGGCACCUGUGAGAUUUUUGCUUGGUGUCCAGUGGAGGCAAAAUCCAAGCCAGCGAAGCUGCUCCUGGGUGAGGCUGAAGAAUUCACUGUUUACAUCAAGAACUCCAUCCGUUUCCCCAAAUUCAACUUCUCCAAGACCAAUGUGCUGGACUCCCAGAACAGAACUUUCCUGAAAACCUGUCGCUUUGACGUCAGCAACCUUUACUGCCCCAUCUUCCGACUGGGCUCCAUGGUCCGCUGGGCUGGGAGCAGCUUCCAGGAGAUGGCCCAGGAGGGUGGUGUGAUAGGAAUUCAGAUUGAAUGGGACUGUGAUCUUGACAAGGAUCCCUCUGAAUGCAACCCUCACUAUUCUUUUAGUCGUCUGGACGACAAGUUUGCAAAAAAAUCUAUCUCCUCAGGGUACAACUUCAGGUUUGCCAAAUAUUACCGAGACGCAGCCGGGGUGGAGUUCCGCACCCUGAUGAAAGCCUAUGGAAUCCGCUUUGAUGUGAUGGUGAAUGGCAAGGGGGCUUUCUUCUGUGACCUGGUACUCAUCUACUUCAUCAAAAAGAGCCACUUUUACCGAGGCAAGAAGUACGAGGAAGUGAGGGGCCAAGAGGUCUGCACCCAGCAGGAAGAGUCCCAGCGGCAGAGUGGGGCCUGGGAGAUCAAGGACGCAGUGGGGUCAGGUCCUGGGGCACUGCUGGGCCUGGAGCAGAGCCUUAGAGAGGAGCCCGAGGGGAAGCUGCCGGAGCACAACAUGCUGGAAGGAGGCGGGGGCCUGAAGGAGGACGGCUGCGUGUGCCCACAACCCAGGUCUGGCAAUCUGGGGAGAGGUAAGGUGACCGUGGAACAACUUCAGGCCCUGCAGACAGUGGAGACGUAG
Molecule: messenger RNA, 1344 nt
Organism: Chrysochloris asiatica (Cape golden mole)
Lineage: Eukaryota; Metazoa; Chordata; Mammalia; Afrosoricida; Chrysochloridae
Gene: P2RX5
Product: purinergic receptor P2X, ligand-gated ion channel, 5
Exons: 12
Coding region: 1-1344 (447 amino acids)
Biological process (GO): response to ATP; monoatomic cation transmembrane transport
Cellular component (GO): nuclear inner membrane; plasma membrane
Molecular function (GO): purinergic nucleotide receptor activity; ATP binding; extracellularly ATP-gated monoatomic cation channel activity
Source: RefSeq, a predicted model, not a curated record